This is a messenger RNA of Ceratitis capitata (Mediterranean fruit fly), 1439 nucleotides long. RefSeq lists its product as uncharacterized. The record is from RefSeq and is a predicted model, not a curated record. Bases 263 to 1228 code for a protein of 321 amino acids. Lineage: Eukaryota; Metazoa; Arthropoda; Insecta; Diptera; Tephritidae. The transcript is spliced from 4 exons.
AUUUGCGACUUGACUGAAAAUAUUUGAUAUAUAUAAAAUUUUCAUUUUGAAUGAUUGAUUGAGUGAAUGAUUGCUUGAUUUUCUCCACUAUUGUGAAUGUAAACAGUGCUCUCGGGAAAAGAAGAGUUUGUUUACGAUUCUAGAAAAAUAUCAAUUCAACAGCUGACCUUCGCCGAAAACCACAGGAAAUAGGUGACCGAGGUAUUUGUGUAUGGGAAUUUUAAACUACUAAACUGCACGCUUCCUUCAGUUAUUAAAAAUCAUGGAAACUAGUAAUUUAACCGAAAUAUCUUCCGGGCCAUCAGUAGAUAGUGUAAGACCCAAAAAACACAUACUGAGUGCUGCAGAAUAUGCAAAUAUUUGUAAAUUCAUACAACAUUAUCACGGCCUUGCUAUUGAUUGUGAAAUGGAGAUGGUGAAUCGCAUUUUUCCAGACAUUGACAGGUUAGCAUUAAAGAGUAUCUUGCAAACAGAGUUAACAACACGUAUACGGGCACAGCAUUGGCAAUAUGAUUCAAAAGCAAAGAAACUCCUGCAAGCUUUUGAAGAUCAAGUAGGCACACAUCCAGCACCAACAUUAUUGCUGAAAAUUGCUUGUGUAGAAGGCAUAAGCCCAAUGGCGCUUUGUCGUAAUAUAUUGCAGUAUAAGUAUACGUUUUUACAGAAGUCGGAAUUAAAUCGGCUACUAAAAUAUCCACAUCUGAUCGAUGAUCCCAAAUUAGCUGCUAAUGUCGCGCAAUGUAUGUGUAGUGAUUCCCAAGAUGGGCCUCUUGUAGAUCUCCGACGUCGGAUCCUGGGUGAGGAGUACGAAUUCAAGUUAAAAGAAAUGGCCAAAGCUGCUAAUAUGCAUUAUUAUGAUGAAAAUGACCUCCGACGACUUGGCUACGAUAAAACACCCGAUAUCAAAAUGAUAGUUCCAUUCCUAUACAAAGGCGAAGUGGUUAAUUGGAUUGAGAGUAAAGCAACCUUCGGUGAUGUGAAAACUCAUAAAUGGUAUAUUCAACAGCAGCUAUAUAGUUACAGUAAUCGAUUUGGCGCCGGCAUUGUCAUUUAUUGGUUUGGCUAUCAUGAGGAUACUCCUCGCAUUCCCGAUAAUAACGUCGGCAUCAUUGUAUUGGAUGAUUUUCCAUCAUCAGAAAGUAUGGUAUUCCUCAAUCUCAGUGAUAAUGAAAGCAGUCUACCGGCGCAGUUAACAGAAACCGAAAAUCUAUCUGAUUCUAAGGUCUAACUAUGAAACGUUUAAUUUGUUUUAAAUUUAUAGCUCGUUCUUUAAAAAUAAGCAAUAUUUAUAUAUAUUUUUCCACUUAUUUAGUUAGCAAAAACAAAAAACGAUGCAUUACAUUACAUCCUUCUGGUGUAAGAAAAUAGAGGAAAAAUACAUUUUUUAUUAUUUUGACUCUUUUAAUGUUUACCAUAUACAUACAUAUGUAUAUAAAACC